UAGCACAGCAAACCAACGCGACCUCCACACGACUACAGUGUGGACCACAGGAACGCAAAAUUUUCAAUCCAUUUAUAUUAAUCGCAAUAGCGCGAUGAGACGUUGUUCUCUAAUGACUUGCUGAAAAGCUCCAAAUCUUGUGUCGGUAACGUUUUCUGUUCCUGUUGUUUCUGUCACCUGCACAUCCGCAUCAUACCAUUUGUGUUGACAUGUUGCGACGAAUUUUUACUGCGCGACGUUUUCAUGAACUAUGGAAACGCGGAACUUUGGCGUUAAACCCUGUCAACAAAAUCCAAGUAAUCGGAGUUUCGCCAACUAUUCUUCCCUGUCACCCAAGUUGUCCCAUCCGGACUGGGAUUCCACUUCUACAGGAGAAUGUUGACUUGGACAAAUGGAAAUCCAUACUGAGGUCCCAGUCUUCCACGCAAGAUGAUGCUGAGGACCAGGAAGUAAGUGAUGAGGACGAAAUCCCAGAAGGGCAUUUACUUAACAAUCUGGUGGCAGCUCAGGAGCUGGUUGCAAUGUGGCGGCUGGCAGGGAAAAUGGUACCUAAAGAGAUGUCUGAUGAAGAGUUACAGAGCUUUGCAGACAUCACCACUAAGUCUGCUAGAAAAAAGUACCUGAAAUACCUGGCCAUAAGAGAAGGCCAUAAGCGAGUGCGUAAGGAGAAGCAACAGCAAAAGAAAGCAGCACGGGAAGCGUUACUGGAGCAAACCAGAGAUCCAGAUUCAGAGGGGGAACCUAAAGAAUACAGAAACACAUUCACAUAUUCGUCCUGGUAUCGCAGUCUUAACAAACUGCUGGGCUGGAGGACUAUCCAGGCCAUGUUGUUUGACCAGCCUCUGGUUUUUGACAUGAGCUAUGAAUCCAACAUGUCCAGACAGGAGAUUAAAAACACUGUAACCCAGCUUUUGGAGGUAGAAGGAUGGAACAGACGUGCCAAGGAGCCUUACCAUCUCCAUUUUUGUAACCUUCAACAAGAUGGAGCUUACAUGAAGGAGUUACUCAAGCGCUAUGGUGCCGAAACCUGGAACAACUUGCUUAUCACCAAUACAGAGAGACAUGCAGUUGACAUGUUUUCUCGUGACCACCUUGUUUACCUCACUGCAGACUCCCCCAAUGUUCUCCGCACCUUCGACCCAUCAAAGAUCUACAUCAUCGGCGCGCUCGUGGACCGGUCCAUUCUGUCCGGUUUGUCACUGGCCAAUGCCAAGCGUCUAAAGUUGGCUACAGCCCGUUUACCACUCAAUGAGUUCCUCCACUGGGAAUUGGGAGCCAAAACUCUGACCCUGGACCAGAUGAUGCGGAUAAUGCUAAGUUUAAAAGAAACUGGGAAAUGGGAGGAGGCUUUGGAAUUUGUGCCAAAGAGGAAACAUGAUGGCUUUCACCAGAAGCAGCAAAUCAACAACCGCAGACUAGAACAGAAUGGGGACCAAUUUUUGAAACCUACAGCCACACAAAGUAAAAAGACUGUUACCUACAAGUCAAAACGAGAGUCUGGGCUUACUGAUGUGGUCAAAAUGUCUGGACGACCUCAGAACAGAGAGACCAAACCAGCUGCAACCAGAGUGCGGACAUCUCUUAAGAGCAGCCUGGAAGGAAGACAUGAGAGCAAAAGUAGGAUGUGGUGGGAAGAUUAGGGACAUGAUCAAAUGGACAAAUUGUCUCACAUCUACAUUUGCAAGAAUGUCAUUAAAGUGAACAAAAUCAUGGAUACACUGUAGUUCUGGGGUAUUCCGGUUUCUUUUCUGUAAAGAAUCUUCUCAACAGACGGUUUGUACAGAAGAACUUUGGUCUUUAUUAAAAUACACCCCACCCAAAAAAAAAAAACAUAACCGCGUCCAGUCUUUUGACCCCCGCUCAGACACACAAAACACAACAAGAUAAAUACAAGUUUAAGUGUCCUACACAUAACAGUAGGUCAUUAGAUAUACUGUAAUUUUCAAACUAUAGGCAGCGAAUUUUUCCCCCCACCCUUUGAGACCUGCGGCUUAUAGCCCAGUACACCUUAUUUGUGGAUUUUUACAGGCUAAUGAGCUGCACGUCAUUUGCUUUAAAUAGCCCAUAAUACAAAG
Corythoichthys intestinalis (scribbled pipefish) is the source of this 2075-nucleotide messenger RNA. RefSeq names its product tRNA methyltransferase 10C, mitochondrial RNase P subunit (gene trmt10c). Gene Ontology annotation, biological process: positive regulation of mitochondrial translation; mitochondrial tRNA 5'-end processing. The coding region runs from base 210 to 1640 and encodes 476 amino acids. Gene Ontology annotation, cellular component: nucleus; nucleoplasm; mitochondrion. The record is from RefSeq and is a predicted model, not a curated record. Gene Ontology annotation, molecular function: tRNA binding. The transcript has a single exon. Lineage: Eukaryota; Metazoa; Chordata; Actinopteri; Syngnathiformes; Syngnathidae.